CAACUUCCGCCCGAGCAUUCUUGGACCGGCCCACGAUUCCAAUUGCGCGCUAUCGGACUUCAAUGUCGUGUUGAACUCUUGCGCUCUUUGGGACGUCAGACGAGUCGGCUAGCUCCGACCUGCAUCACACAUCUUCAACGCUGCGGCAACAUCGCAACCGCCUGACCAACGUCGAUCCACUCGCGCAGCGGCUCACCCGAGCCGGCGCGCUCCUCGACUCGUCGCAAUGUUGCGCCCAGCUACGCCUCUAGCGAUAUUGCUCUUUGCGGCAUUCGCCCUUCUCCUCCUGGCCACAAUCUCAACACCUAUAAUCAAGGAUAUCCCACUUGGCGAACAUGGCGGCUUCAAAUUUGGUGUCUUUGGGUAUUGCACGAGAACUCGGUGCAGCCCGUUUGAGAUAGGCUAUGAUCCUGGUUACACUAAUUCUGCCACUGAUGAUUUCAACAUCGACACGAAAACCAGGACCGUCCUCUCGGCCAUUCUUAUCGUUCAUCCCGUGGCCGCUCUGCUAGUGUUGAUCAUGUUCGGUAUGGCUGUGGCUGCUCACUUCCAUGCCGCUUCACAUUCCUCACGCUAUCUACUGGUGGUGUUCAUCCUGGCCAUCAUCACAUUCUUGGUCUGCCUCCUGUGCUUUCUUGUGGACGUGCUCAUCUUUGUCCCUCACAUGGCGUGGGGCUCAUACAUCGUACUCGCCGCGACAAUUCUUGUAUUCUUGAGUUUCAUCGUGUCCUGCGCCAUGCGGCGCACUUUGGUCAGCAGGAAGGCCAGGAAGAAGCGCAUUGCCGAGAACGCCGAGAUGAGUGGUGAGAAUUAUUACAACCGCGAGGCGCAGUUGGCGGCCACAGCUGCCGCUUCUACCACCGUGCAGCCAACUGUACCGAGCGUCAUGAGUGGCGCGAACAACGACAAACUACCCACAUUUGCCUCAUAUGAAAGCAGAAACGACCAGAGCAGCGAUGAGCGCAUCCCCUUGACGGCAACGUCACCAGGUGCCAGAUCAGCAGGCAAUGCUGCAUCUGACCAGGGGCAGGCACCCACCCUUUACAGCAAACCUUCGCAGACCAGCUCGACACGCUCGCUUCCAAGGGACCAAUAUGGAAACCCCAUCGGUCAACCUCAGGACGCUUAUGGCGUUCGCCGUGGUCCAUCCCAAGAACGGAUGCGUGGCCGCGGGGGAGCUCCGGGAAGCUUUCGUGGUCGUGGUGGCUAUGAUCGAGGCGGAUAUGGCCCGCGCCGCGGUGGCUAUGGUCCACCCGGAAGAGGCGGCUAUGGUCCACCAGGACAGGGACCUUAUGGCCGGGGCGGUGCUGUUGGACCACGUGGAGGAUAUAGCAACGGAGGGCCGCGAGGUGGUCGGCAGACACCCACGGGCUACAAUGACCCUGGGCCGAACGAUCGCAGACCGUCUCCGGCAAAUGCCUAUGACAACUAUGGCCAACCUCAAGGGCCAUAUCCACCACAAGGCGCUGCCUACGGCAACCCGCAAAUGGGCGAAAUGCCGUCAGCAGAGCAGGACCUGCCGCGCGCCGAGUCGCCACCACCAUUGCCGAUGGGCAACCAGGAGCCAUACGCCGUUGGGCAAGCGAUUGAGAUGGACGCAGCGACGGGAAGCCCUGCGCACCCGCCGCAAGGCUUUGGUCAAUUUAACAGCCAGCUGCGCGACAGCGAUGCGGAUGUUGCUGGUAUGCUUGCUCUGCAACAAGGUCGCAUUGCUCCACCCUACCGACACGAUACUAUGAUGACAGAGGCAAGCAUGUAUAGCCAGGAUGAUAGCCAAUACGUACCGCCACGCCAGGGCUGGAACCAGGGUCAAAACAGAGCUUCUCCAGGCAUCCCCUCCCCCCUCGCCAUUCCCCAACGGAUACAGGAAUCGCCUAUACCGGCAGGACCACCAGGAGCACAUCCUGCUGCCAGCGAUUACUAUGAGGAUGUCGAUCCGCGAUUCGCACAGCCGCCAAGCUUGAACCGCAACGAUGAAAACAUUUCGACAGAUGACUUACAUAGUGCCCCGGGCUCAAGAAGCCCAGCCAUCUCGGAGCGGUCGGGCUUCACAUCAGUAUCACAGCGCCCUGUCAAUCCACGAUGGAACCCCGGUCCUGGACCAGGUCAAGGUUACGGGCAAAUGCCGCAAAGGAGACCCGUCAAUCGUGGGCCUGAUCUACUUGCCAACAACCCCGAUUUCCAGCUACCUGGCCCUGGUCGCGGUGUUAUUCCUAGAGCGGGGGCCGGUGGUGCUUACCCAGCCAUAUAAUCACAUGGCUAAGCACGGCGGCACGCGCUCGCCAUGGGCUGCAGAAUAUGUUGCAACGGAUCAAGUCGCCGACCAUCUCCUCGGCCGAUGCAGCACACAAAGCAGUCACUUUUCAUCCUAAUGAUUCAAUCAAUGCAUACGUGGGGUUACAAAGUUAGGAGCUGCAUGCUCUACGCGUCAUUUUUCACGAGCACGAGCAGCAUUAUCCUAUGGGGUUUAUUCGUCAACAAUCCAGCAUGGAGAACUCUGGUCAUGUUGCUUAGCGACGACGCCAACUGCCGUCCCGCUUCCAUUCUCAUACUCAGUUGCCUCGAUUUGCAUUUUGCCACGCAAGGGAACUGCAGUCAAUGUCACUUGAUUGCAUAGCACACGUGUGGACG
This is a messenger RNA of Microdochium trichocladiopsis, 2631 nucleotides long. RefSeq names its product SUR7/PalI family-domain-containing protein. Gene Ontology annotation, cellular component: growing cell tip; cell division site; plasma membrane. Bases 227 to 2251 code for a protein of 674 amino acids. NCBI's taxonomy places the organism in Eukaryota, Fungi, Ascomycota, Sordariomycetes, Xylariales, Microdochiaceae. The transcript has 3 exons. The record is from RefSeq and is a predicted model, not a curated record.